Messenger RNA from Botrytis fragariae, 2028 nucleotides. RefSeq lists its product as uncharacterized. The transcript is spliced from 6 exons. Bases 1 to 2028 code for a protein of 675 amino acids. The record is from RefSeq and is a predicted model, not a curated record. Lineage: Eukaryota; Fungi; Ascomycota; Leotiomycetes; Helotiales; Sclerotiniaceae.
AUGGCAGACGACACAAAUAAUGAGGAGUUGAUACUCACGCAAUACUUCCAAGACCAAUUCCACGUCCCUACUCCAGGAUGGUGGGAAGAAGCUAAUCUAGCUUUCCAAACAUUGCAGAAACUUCUGGAUCCAGGCCUUGCGGGUCCAGAAGAGGACCUUGAUAGCCAAGAUCAAGGAGGUAUUCCAAGCGCUCGUCGUGCUCGCAUUGGCGCCCUUCCAAAGCUUGUCUGUUUUGCUACUGAAAGCCACGCCAUACAGUGUACGACAAGAAACGAAACAUUGAAAUGCGUGGUUUUUGGAACCAUUUCGGCAAGUUUGUUUAUAGAUGUCUUUUGGGAGGCAAUCCAAAAGGCUCAAGUUGAGUAUCCGGAUGCGAAUAUUAUUGUGUCAUCGGUUCAGCCAGGCGCACAUCCAUUGUUUAUUAUACGAAUCAAUAGCUUCGCUUUUGAGGUUAAAUAUGGCUGUUGCGAGCCAUUUGUGAGAAGAAUCCAUAAACAAUUGCCUCAAAGUAUUCCACUAGCGGCCCUCCAAUACUGUGACGAGUGGUCGUCAAAACAAGCCAUUAGAAUUCUUUGGUUGACCGAUUUCGCUCAAAAGUUCAGAAUAGACAACACUCUACACCAUGUCUACCACUACAUCAGAGCCUGGGCAACGGUUCAAGGACUUUAUGGAAGCUCUAAUAUUGGCAGUCUUACCUCCAUUUCCAUCAUCACCCUUUUACGGCAUGCUUUAUCUUCAAAUUCCGAACCGCGUAAUGUGAGACCCAAUACUACAGAGACUUCAGAUCAAAAAUGGGAAAAUUCGAUAAUCGCCUCCCUAUCAUCGGGCAUUGGAUCAAAAUCAUUUCAAGAGAACCUCGAUUUCAAGACUACAAUCCGUCGAUUUUUGACCUACUAUGGAAGAGUUCCAGAAAUUGACCUAACGCCCUAUUACAUGGAAUGUGGUACCGGUCUCUUCAACGAUGACGAAGAUGAACAUCUAACCGAAAACCAACUCACUCAAUGGACCAACAUCUAUAAUCUCUAUCAUCUUCAAAAUGUAGAUAGAUCAACCCUCGAACUUCUCUACCUAAAAUUCCAGCUCAUGCAUUCCAUCAUCGAAAGUAACCCCACAGAAAGUUAUCCCCAUUUUUCAUAUUGGAAAAAUCUUCUCGCGAGUAUUCAACAACAAGAUGUGUCUGCUAAACUUGUGGGUGAAAAUAUCAUUCAGAUAGAUUUCGUGUAUUCAGGUACCUCCUCGCUGGAAUGUGGAAGAUGGUUGGAUAUGCUUGGUGAUAGAUUGGUGGAAUUGAAGAGUUCUCUAACAACCCUCACAUCUUCAUCUUCACCCUCAAUACUCCAUCUAUGGCCCCAACCCCUAGUCGAUCAAGAAGCAGAUGAUUCCUCUCCCUUCUACGAAGGAUGUUUUCUCCUCGGUCUGACCAACAUCGACUCUCCAGAUCUCAACCCUACCCUCGAAAAAUGGCUUUCCUCACUCCAGAAAGACAAAUCCACACCCCCAAAUCAAAAAGGUUAUCUAUUCUACACCAUACAUACCUCAUCGUCAGAAAAAUUCCAUCUCCAUCUCCGUCCCAGCACCCGUACAUUCCAUCCCCCCUCCAUCACCCCACCCAACAUCUCCCUUCCAACUUUCUCCCCCACCCCCUCUGCAACUCCAACCCCAACCCCAACACCCUUCCCCCUCCCCACACAAAAAUCCCCUCCCCUCCGCACCGCAAAAGAUAUUCUCCACCGUCUCCUCCACGACCCCUCCUACUCCAUCGAAAACCACCUGAUCGGCUAUCGUGAUCGCCACGCCGGCGUCAUGUUUAAAAAUGCUUCUGACUGGAAACUCGAUACCAUGGACGAGGAAUGGAUUCCGGAACACAAGAUUUUGUACUUCAUCCAAACCCUGCCCGACAAGAACAAAAAAAGAUUCAUCUGGCACCGCGAACAAAAGCUCGAUCUCCUCUUCGGAAGCGGCGGAUCCCUUUCGCGCUGGGGAAUCAACGGAGAGAAAUUCAACAUCGAGGUUCCUGGAUGUGUCUGA